Parnassius apollo (apollo) is the source of this 507-nucleotide messenger RNA. NCBI's taxonomy places the organism in Eukaryota, Metazoa, Arthropoda, Insecta, Lepidoptera, Papilionidae. The record is from the annotation of a GenBank genome assembly.
AUGGCUUUCAGAUUUGUCAUCCUUACAUGCUUGGUGGCGGCCGCCAGCGCCGGUAUUAUCCCGGCAGCUCCCCUCACGUACGCCGCGCCCGUAUAUCAUGGCGCUCCCGUAGCCUAUGCCGCUGCUCCCGUCGCUAAGCUGGCCUACUCCGCACCCGUCGCCAAGGUUGCCGUUGAGGAAUACGACGCACACCCUCAGUACAGCUUCUCAUACGAUGUUCAAGACGGUCUAACCGGAGACUCUAAGUCACAACACGAAAGCCGUGACGGCGACGUCGUUCAGGGCUCUUACUCGGUCGUCGAGCCCGACGGCACCAAGCGUACUGUCGACUACACUGCUGACCCGCACAACGGCUUUAAUGCUGUCGUUCACAAGGAGCCUGCAACUGUGAAGGUCGCAGCUGUUGCCAAGGUUGCCGCUCCGAUCGCCUACCACGCCGCCCCUGUCGCCUACCACGCUGCCCCUGUCGUCCAUGCCGCUUACUCUGCCCCCAUCUAUCACCACUAA